CAGGAAUAUAUCACAGCACACUAGGCCAAAAACACAAUGAAUUGGAAUCUCUUGCUUCCUGAAUAUCCAGCAUGGCAACCCGAAUGGAGCCGCGGAGAUAUUCGACUAACAUUCUUCAAAUGUUUAAAAUGGCAGGAAGAGCGCAAAGUUGUGUUCAGUCGAAAAGAUACUUGCUUCCUUCUGGUCCAAUUGCCCUUCCGCUGAUCAUCUUGGCCCUAGCCAAGGGCCACCGAAUCAACACCACGUUCCCUCUCUCAAGUACUGGUCCGGCCAUCCUCCAAUUGGUUCAGAUUUCUGCUCUAACCUUCACCAAUGGAGGUGACAACGACAUCAAGUAUGUGUUUUUCGAGGCAUCAACCAUCUCUGGAAUUUUACAUGCAAGCAUGUACCUGGAUGCUGUCAUCUUACCUUACUAUACUGGUUUUGAUGCUCUAGUGAAAUCAACUUUUUCGGGUGAGUGUCCAUCUUGUGUAUGUCGAAAUGAAGAUUUGGUAGUGGGAGGGACACUGGUAUCCUACACAGGAUGGUCCUUGACCACUUUUUUGGUUGUGGGUACCCUGUGCUGGAGAGUGGUAUGCAGGCUCUAUGGAAAGAAACUAGGAAAGUUCAUACUUAUUAUUAGGUCUUUGCUGGAGGGUUCAAGUUGGAUCUUGAUGAUAAUAGAUUGUGUUUAUCUCACCACAAACUCACCACCAGAGAGAUUGAUGUUGCGAGUUGCUGCUUUUGGAGGCAUACUUGUUUUGAUUUGCCUUUGUGUAAUUAGAGAAUUAUGCACCUGUAUCACACAACUACAUUCUGUGUAUAAAAGUAGGGCAGCAGAUGUCUGCAACAGAAGCAAGAUAGAAAUGACAAAAUGAUGUAACAUAUAUUUUCAUAGCCAAUGAACUAUAAUCAUACGAAGAUUAUUCCAAGAGUAA
Molecule: messenger RNA, 917 nt
Organism: Rosa chinensis
Lineage: Eukaryota; Viridiplantae; Streptophyta; Magnoliopsida; Rosales; Rosaceae
Exons: 2
Coding region: 72-857 (261 amino acids)
Source: RefSeq, a predicted model, not a curated record